GUGAUGGUAGAGUAUGACAACCAAGAAUGGUCAGACAGGAAAUGGCAGAAAGCUUGUGACGUAUGGCAGGUCUUCCUGGUAGAGCGUACACUGGUGUUUGCUCCUCGUGUUGACCCAAUGAAGAAGGCACGACAUACCAGAAUUCAUUGGCCUUGCUUGAAUUUCAAGACUAUCAUAGAUAAACCAGGCAUUGCGAAUCAUCGGCUUAAACCAGUUGAGUACCUCCAAGACCAACAGAUUGGAUAUGUUGAGGACAAUGACAUGCUCUCAUAUAAGGAGGACCUCAUCAACCAAUCAGCAGCCAAGGAAUAUCCUGAUGUCCGCCAGGCAAUUAAAUCUUGGAUAGACUACCAAGACGGUCAGAGUAUUAUCUCAACCACGCCAACAGUUUUGAUUGGCUACCGUGUCUCUGUCUACUGUACCGAGGGUAUAAGGCAGUGGUAUUCGGCAGUUAUCCAGGCAUAUAAUGAAACAUCUGGGGAGUUGACUGUGACUGAUGACACUGUAUUGGAGGAACACAAUGAAGACCCCUGCAUGAUACAGAUGAAAAUUAUAGAUCAUUCAGUGGUUGAUUCCAUCCUAAGAGGGAUAGAGAUCGGGAUAGCCCCACGUCGUCGAUCCUGUAACGUCAAGAAAAAACCAGCCAUAAGUCAGGUUGUAACCAAUAGCAGAACAAGAAGCAAUAGCCCAGUAACCAAGGCACCAGUAACUAAGACAACCGUUCCAUCUACACGAAGCUCCACAACUAAAGUCUCCUCAUCUCCUCUGGUAAAGCCAAAACCUACGAAAAAAGCUACAGUUGAUGCUCAAGAUACUACCAAAAAAGGAUUAGUAGAGAAGACUGUUACUACUAAAGCAGCUAACGAGCGACAAGAUACAUGUAGUCGUAAACGUACAACUGAGGAGCAGAUAACAGAAGAGCCUGUCGUUAAAAAACCAACUUCCAUAACCACACCUACUAAACGUAACACUCGACCACAAUCUGCGGAGCGGUGUCAAUCGACAGGAUUGAAUCACUCUCAGCAAGUUGAUUCAAACAGAUCAUUAAUUGUUAAAGUAACGAGGGAACAGAUUCCUAAGGUACCAAAAGUGACCAAAACCAAGGAUAUUAAAAGUAGAACUCCGAGAAAAGUGAAGUUGAAAUCACAAGUUGGUCAGGAUUCAGGAAAGUGUAUUACAUCAGUGAAACCACAAGACAUUCAAUUGAAAGUUGCGUCAGUGAAACCGCAACAAAAAGUUAUACCUCAGCCUCAUUCUGAUAAUAUUGCAUUGAACCUUGCGCCAAAAGUCGCAAAAGUUCGUCCUGUGGCUAAAGUGAAGCCAAAUCCUGAGGUUAAACCAGAAAUAAAUCUAAAUGAAAUAAAUCAACUUCCAACAUCAUCAGAUAUCUUAGAUGAGAAACUUUUAGAAAAAACUUCGAAAAAAGUUAAACCAAAAGCGGAGAAAUUUGGUGAUAAUAAACACAAGACAAAAGUUAAGAAGAAAGAGGUUCAAAAUGAACGUAAUAAAAAUUCAGAGGUAGCUCCAGCAAAAGACUUGGAGUCAACUCCCUCAAAAUCUAACCAAUCAGGUCCAACACAAAGUGCCGAAUCAUUACAAAAUACUGAUCCAAAAAACGGGUCAGACUUGAGUGAAUUCUCUGAAGAAAACAUUGACAACAGUAUGCAUUAUAAAAAGGUCCAUCUUUUAGCAGCAGGGGAGAGUUAUAAUAAAGAAAACAAAGAUAAAGACUCUAAUGGAGUAGAUAAAAAUAAUAUUUCAGCCAAAAUAGAUGUGAAUAUUUCUGUCAUCGAUCAGUUGGCAAAACACAACAAAACUAACAAUUCCAACAAUGCAACAAAAUUACCAGAUGAUACAUCCCAUAAUGCAUCUGAUGACAAGAAUAGAACAAUUGAGACAAAUGGUAGUCAACCGGGUCCAUCUAAUGGUAACUACCCUCACCAUCUCCACUCCCCCAUAGUCACACAUAGCCCCCACCACAGAGACACUGAGCGUCCACAUAGCAGUGAGCGAUCUCAGCCUAACACUAAGAUCUCAACAGAUACAAGGACAGAUUCUAAACACACUGACAUUCGAAUGACUGAGCUACGUCGAUCGGCUGACUCAGAUCGGCCACCGACUAGCCCUUUAGUGAUUGACAGAUCAAAACCUAUUGAGGUUUACAGGGACCCAAAACUUAUAGAAAAAGACAUUGAGUUACAACACAGGAAAUUCACUGGGAGUAUACCCCCUCAAGGUUCCCAUGUUGCUGUGACAUAUGGUAGGCAUGGGGGUACUCACACUCCAGUCCCCACCACAGCAGCAGGAGGCUACAUGCCCUCAAUGGCAACCUCUCACUCCCAGGCAUUAGCUCUAGCCCAGGCUGCCCAUCAACGUAACUUAGCGUUGCACUACCCACAGGCAUACAUGUUACCCCAACAUUUAGCCGUUGUGGCUGGUGCUGACCCACGUAGUCUCGGCUCUAUUGCUCAACAGUCCAACGCCAACUCCAUCUAUCAGAGCCAGUUGCUACACAACCCUCACUUAUUAUCUCUAGUGCCUGGUGCCACAGCUAGUAUCACAAGUGCGCAGCUGGAGUUACUAUGGCAACAGAAGUUCCCCACCACCCCUGUUCCACCUACUUGGAUGCUAGCUCAGUACCAGGAAGAUCUACUUAGGGAUGCUAAUAUUCGACGGGAACAGGAGCUAUUAGCAGAGAGGCAAAGACAAGAAAGAGAGCGAUCGGAUAGAGUAGAGAGAGAGAGAAAGGAGCGUGAAGAGAAGGAACGACGUGAACGUGAUGAGCGUGAACGCAUCGAGCGAGAACGUCGUGAGAGGGAGAUACGAGAGCGUGAAAUGCGCGAUCGAGAGAGGAAAGAGUAUGAACUACGAGAAGACAGAAGACAGCAUAUAGAAAGGGAGCGCAUUUUGCAAGAAAGUGCAGUUGCCAGUGGCCGUAUCCUCAAGGAGUCUGCCCCUCCUGUAGCAGCUGUGGACGAACACUUCAGUAAAUCCCUCCUAAAGCCUGGUGGAGCUCACAAGGUGACGGCUAGUACAUGGCACCCUUCUGUGUCUCUGCCCACCCCUAAGACCACCUCCAGCAACUCUAGCGAUACAAGUACAGCCUACUCCACAAUGUCUGCCAUGUACCACUCACAAGAUGGACAGUCCAGAGUCAAGGAUGAACGAAAAUCAGAGCUGACUUUGAAAGAUUUGAAACAGGAGAGUGGUGGAAUUAGAGAAUACUCUGACAGAGCCCAAGAUCUCCUACACAAGCAGAGUGAAGACAGGAGACGGCUGGAAUAUGAACACACUCAGAAGUUGAAACAAGUACAACUUGCACACGAGAAGGCUCUGCAAGAUCAACUUAGUAAUGUCAGUGAUCCUCAGAAGCGGGAAUCAAUUCUGAAGGCGUAUAUGAUGGACACUAGCAAGGGAGCAUUUGCAGCUGGAUACCAUAACUACCCUGGGCCAAGCCUCGGUGGACAACCUUCAAGACCCGGGUCAGCUUUCCAGAGCCCUGGGGGAGGAGGAAGCACCCAAGGGGUAAAGAACGAACCUGGUUACUUCAGUUUGUAUGGCUACCAACCAGGUGCAAGCUACCCUGGAUACAUCAAACAGGAAUUACGACCACACAUGUACGACCGUGAUCACGACGAGAAAUCGAGAGAAUCUAAAGCCAGCCCCACUUUAAGUUCUAGCUCGACUGGAUCAGCAGAUAAAAAACAUGGACUAACUUCUCCACCUCCACUAAUAAAGGAUGGGCGACAUCACCAGAGUUCAGUGAUUGUUGAAAAUAAAUCAAAGGAUGUUAAAGGUCCCAUAGACUAUAGUAGAAUACAGCAACAGAUGGGCUCCUUAUCUCCGAAGUCACAGGCGAAGUUAUUCCAACAGCAUCAUGAUAGGUCAGUGAUAUCUCAAUUGAUGGAGAAGCCCCCAGUGUCUAUACCAAGUGUGAGUAGGACAAGUGGAGGCCCCACUGCCCACACAGCUACCUCCAGUCAUGCCUUCAGGCCAAUGGACACUAAAUCUAGCCACUCAUCCAGUGGACAUACUCCUCUGAGAGUAAGCAGUCCCCAGCAGUUAGCUGUAAUGAGACAGACAAUAGAAGCACACAGGAACAAAGUAGUAAAGCAGGAGAACAAAUCACAGUACAUAGCACAGCCCCCAGUCUCUGUACCAUCAAGCUCCUCCUUCUUAUCAACUAUAGCUCCGCCCCCUGUCUCUAUACCAGCCUCAAGCUCCUCCUACUCAUAUAACCUCAUACAGCAAGGAUUGGCCCCUAAUCCUAUGUACAGCCAAAGUACCCCUAUACAGACCACCAAGGUCACUGCUACUCCUAAAGAACAUAAGAGCCCUCCAGACCCUAGAUACUCUCAGCCAAGCAACAUGUCAAAUACUAACAAUAUUACAAAUAUGGACCCUAAACAGAGAGCAAGGCAUGGCCUUCCAGAGCAGGUCAUUCCUAAGAAAAAAAUAAAAACAGAAGCAGGUGUGGCAUCUGUCAGACCUAUGGGGCAAAACAUUCCAAGCUCCACAACAGGUGGUAGCACAACUGCAACUGCGACUGCGACGACGGGUAAAUCAUCAAACAGUCCGAGUGGUUUUAUGGACAGUUUUAGGUCAUUUGUUGAAAAUACAGUACAGACCGCAUUCUUUCAAGACCAGGAUGCAUUGAAACGGGCAGGGAAAUCAAAAAUUUUGGGUAUCCCCCAACAAAAUGUAGGGAAUCCACAACAGAAUAAAGGAAGCCCUCAACAGGCUCCAAAUAUUGCUGUGACCCAGCCAACUACAUCUGUGUCCAUGGCAACCAGUCGUGUUACCCCAACAACUACAUCUCCAGCAACCACAACAACAGCAUCCUCAGUGUCAUCUAUGAAUACAAAUCGACCACCCCAGUCAAACACACCUGGCUAUAUGUCAGCUAGUUCAUCAUCUUCUAUCAUGGAUACUAUAAAUCGAGUCGCUAACGGUAUGAUUGACACUGAUAGUGAUACAUUGAGCGCACCUAGUCCGCCGCCUCAUAUUAAAAAUAAUACUGAUUUUUCACCUAAUAAAUCGGGUAGCUAUAAGAACUUUAAAAAAGCCUGGCUGCAACGGCAUUCAGAUGAAGAUAAAAUAACACCAACUGGUGAACUAGAUCACACAACUCCCCCUGGUGAUCAGUCGGGGGAAGGCGAGGCUUCCCGCGACGAUAAGGACUGCGGGAAGCCGAAAACAACCAAACAAUGCUUUGUCAACUGCUCUUACAUCUCCCCUACCAAAGAUGGUGGAAGUAAAUCACCAAUCAGCACCCUCGUUAAGCCUCCUAGUUAUCAGCCAUUGCAAACAGAGGAUUCAACGUCAUCUGCGUCGGAAUCGGAAUCUCAAGGAAUGGAUGGGAAUCUGAAGCGAAGGAUGAAGCACAAACAACGGAAAACUAAAGACAAAGAUGUGAAGAAACCUAAAUCGACUGAUUCAAAGGAAACCUUGACAACGAAAAAACGUCCUCAGCAAAAUCGGAAACAGAAAUUAGACUGUAGAGACUGUAAUAAGCCUAAGCCAUGUGACUGCCCUAAUGAGGUCAAGAAAGAGUUCACUGAUUCUGUUGAAGAAAAAGUGAAAAAUCGUAAAAGCGAUGAAGAGAAGGGAAGAUUGAUAGUGAAUGAUGUCAAGUCAAAGGAAAAGUCCAAUCAAGCUGCCAAUAGUGAUGCGGAGUCCACUACAUCUACAUCGUCAAAGAAACGAGGGACUCGCAAAAGUAAGAAGGACUUGAUUAAAGAAGUUCAGGAUAGAGAAAGAGAGAAGAUAGAUCCUGCUAAUUACUACAGCAGUCAAAAUAGCAUUGCGUCCUACAAUAAACCACUUGUUCGUGAAUCAAUUGCCAAACUAAAGAAAACUCAGGAACCAUUCCUUCAGGAUGGCCCAUGCACAGAAGUUACACCUCGGCUAAUGAAGUGUCGAGAAUGUAAACUCACUCCCCAGGCGAAGAGUAAGAAGGUUGCCAAUACAAGCAUAUUCUGCCGAUUUUAUGCAUUUAGGAGGUUGCGCUACAGUAACAAAGGCUAUUUGACGAUUGCGGGAUUCUCCGAACCGACCGAUGCAGAAAUCGAUGAUAUUGAUCUUUGGAUGCCUCGAAUUAACAUGACCUCUACAACACUGGAUGUAGAGACAUCGUUGUACAUCAUCAUGAAUGUUGGAGAUCGUUUCUGCAAGCUGGUUGAGCAAGAGAAAGAGGCACUGUCAACGGAAACAGAAUGUAAAAUAGCAUGGAAACGUGCAGUACAGGGUGUCCGGGAAAUGUGUGAUGUUUGUGACACGACAUUAUUUAACAUGCACUGGGUGUGCCAUAAGUGUGGAUUUGUAGCCUGUUUAGACUGCUACCGCAACAAAGCUCGAAGCAUAGCUGAGAUAGAGCAAGACUCUGAUGAGGAAGGCGACUCUGAUGGCGAACAAGAAGGCCGUCAUUGGAUAAACUGCUCUGCAAACCGACAGUCACAUAAACCAGACAAACUUAUGCUCACACAGAUUAUACCUUCAAAUGCAUUAUGGGAGGUUGGAGAGAUGAUACAUAAUGUGCGUGAUAAAUGGAACAUCAAGGCCAACUGUCCAUGUGGGAAGAACAAGGAUGAUUCGUUACCACUAAAGAAUGGAGUCAGCCAGCAAUUACUAAAUGCAGUAAACCACUGUAGCCAGAAGGAGGGAAAGCUAGUAAAUGGAAACUCUGAUGAUCACAAGAAACUAAGUUCAUCAUUCUCUGAGACCUUUUCUAAUGAUGUCAAAUCAUCCCCUAAUGGACCCCUUAACAACAGCUUUGCUGGCUAUUCAUCCAAGUCGAACCUCGGUGAAUACAACCCUAAUGCCCCAUCACCAUUGAGUUUAUUGGCUGAUGUUGCAUCUAUGGACUCUAUUGAAAAAGGUCGGGCUGAGAAAUUAGGCUGGGGUGAAGCGAAGAAAGUACUUUAUAAAAAGAAGGAGGAAUAUCAAACUCAAAAUGCUAACCUUGCUCAAGUGAAUGCUAUGCUUGAUGCCGAGGGGUUAACAGAAGAAGAACGGAAUACUUCAACUUUGAGAGAUCUUCUCACAAAGCAAGCGUUCAAAGUUAAGACAAAUGGUGAUAACACAACUCACUCUGGUAACCACCCUAAAACUAAGUCAUUCAGUAAUACCUUCAAUGACAUCAUCAAGACUGUUGUUGAGCAAAACCUGCCAAAGGACAAUGCCCUGGUAUACCAGCCCCCUAAACUUUUACAUUACAUCCCCAAGAAUGGCCACCAUGCUCUAGCCGGUCGAAGCCACCCCAUACAAGCCUACACUCUUACGGAAACUACCGUCCUAUACCCUGAUGUGCCCCACUCCUGGCUAUGUGAGGGCAGGCUACUACGUCUACAUGACCCAAAACACCCAGGAAACUUCAAACUUUUCCAGCAACAAUGGCGUAAAGGGCAGCCAGUAUUGUGCUCCGCAGUGCACCAACAGAUGAACAGAGAACUUUGGAACCCGACUGCUUUCUCGGAACAAUUUGGACAUAUUGAGAAUGAUGUCGUCAACUGUAAAACCGGUGUUGUCAUCAUGGGUCAUGACAUGAAAGAAUUCUGGGAUGGCUUCGAGUCGAUGCAACAACGUUUGACUGAUGAUGAUGAAGAUCCAAUGUUGCUGAAACUGAAAGACUGGCCACCUACUGAAGAUUUUGCAGAGAUGCUCCCUCAAAGAUUCAAGGAUCUCAUGCAGGCUCUUCCAUUACCCGAGUACACCCAUAGAACUGGACGAUUAAAUCUUGCCUCUUGUCUCCCAGAUUUCUUUGUCAGGCCAGAUCUUGGACCAAAGAUGUAUAAUGCUUAUGGUAUGGCCCAGAAUGCAGCUGAUGGAACAACCAACCUCCAUCUUGAUGUCUCCGAUGCCGUCAAUGUUAUGGUCUAUGUUGGAAUUCCCCAAGAUGACAUCGUGGACCAUGUAGAAAUUGUCAAUAAAGUCAUCGAGGAGGCUGGUGUUGACAGUUUCACAAGACGGAGGAUCCGUGAAGCCAAAGAAAAACCUGGUGCCCUAUGGCAGAUCUAUGAUGCCCAGGAUGCUGAUCAGAUCAGAGAUCUUCUCAAUAAAGUUGCCAAAGAACGUGGAGAGGAGAUCGAGCCAGAUCACGAUCCCAUACAUGACCAGAGCUGGUACCUUGAUAAGUUCCUACGUGAUAGACUGUACAGAGAGUAUGGGGUCCAGGGGUAUACUAUCGUACAAUGUCUGGGAGAUGCUGUGUUUAUCCCAGCAGGUUCACCUCAUCAGGUGCACAACCUGCAUAGCUGUAUCAAGGUUGCUGAGGACUUUGUCUCCCCAGAGAAUCUGAACCACUGCUUCCAACUGACCCAGGAGUUCAGGUAUCUCUCUGAUACACACAGUAAUCAUGAGGAUAAGCUACAGGUGAAGAAUAUCAUCUACCAUGCUGUAAAAGACUCUGUGGCUGUCUUGAUGAACACUGAGCCUCCUCUCGAAUACUAAACCAGAUAUUCAUAUCAGUUGCUAGCUCUAGAAUGAGCUAAAUACUUCAACAGUAUGAGCAUGAGCAACACGUGCUAUAUGACUUAAACGACUUUUUAUCUCUCGGAUGAAAAACAUGAAUACUAAACAGCAGCUAGCUCAGUAUUGUUAGUGAUAGCUUUCUUUGUGGUGGUAAAGUAAUAAGCUAUCCUAGCUCUGUUUGAUUCAAACUAGUCAAGAUCUGUGAUCAACUAUUUAUGGAACAAGAUAAUAUGACUAUUAAAGUGACAUAGUCACAUAUUUGGACAAUAUGUGGAGAACAGCUAUUCAGUUCAGAAAUAUACACAUGGAGUAUCACUGACUGCAACAAUGCAAUACAAUGAUCGGGAAUCUUUACGAAGAUUCUUAAAGACUGCGUCGAAAUUGGUUUAGAAUGUUCACAUUUUGGAUGUGAUUAUACAACAUUAAAUGGGCUGCUAUGGAUGUAGAAGUGUGAAUUUGGACGGAAUUUCAAACAAUUGAAAUAUAUGUUUGAUUAUUUCAAACAAAGAUGUAAUGAACAGAGCCGAAAUACUUAUAUUACUUCAAAGUGAAGUCUAAAUGUAUCUGAUCUCAAAACUUAUAGACUAGUUGGGCUACUGUCUAUAUGUAAAAUAUUGUAUUUAUGCUCCUCUAAUAGGAAUAUCCAGGCUUUUCAUUAGGCUAGAACUUCAUAUUUCAGUGAUUUCAUAUUCAGUUACACUUUCAUGACCUGUUGCAACAAGAUAUCUAUUUGCUACCCCUUGCUUUUAUUCCUGAAUGUUGUGGAUGUUAUCUUAGAUCAAUGUAGAUUUUCUGGACCUAUUAUGGAUUAGGGCUAUACUUUUCCAUUAGGAAGACUACAUCUCCUCCGUGAUGUCAUUACCCAAUCUAGUAUAGAGCAUAUGAUGUUCUUGUUGGACAGUGUAAUGGUGUGAAUUUGAGAAUUUGUGUAGGUGGUUGAAUUGAUGCAUUGGAAUGCUUUAUAGUGAAUACUAUUUAAAUACAUGUACUGUAGUAAGAUGUGUGGUCUAUUCAUGUUUAUUAUGCAGUAAAACAUAUUUUAGUGCAGUGUUGAAAUGAUCAAAAUGAGACCACUGGUCUGUCCUGGAAUUCUUAUUUCAGAAUUGAACAGUUUUCUCAUUUGUACAAAAUAAGUAAUAACAACAAAUAUUUACCAUAAUGCAUCAGCAUUAGCAGACGUUGAACAAUGUGAAACAAGGGAAAUAACAAAAUGUAUCUCUAAGUUUCAUUUUAGAACAUUGUAAAAUGAGUAAUCUGAAUGAAUCUGUCAAAUGUUCUUUGUUUUACUAGCUUUGUAGAAAUAUACCUCACAGGUAAUAUCAGGAAAUAUGAAAUAUCUUUUCUAGUUAUAAUUUAAUCAAUCACCAUAGUAACUUAAAUAUGGGUGUUUCUUUGGAAAUUAUGUUAACCCAGUCAAGUAUAUUGUUGUACCUAAGCGGUAUCAUGCAUGGAAUGUAAACUGAAUAUCAUUUAUGGAAUGUAAACUGAGUAAUAUAUUACUGUAGCUUUUGGUUUUCAUUUCAAUCAUAUAUCAGUGAAAUAUUUUCUGUUUGCUUUAAAUUGGAUCAGUCUACUUUUACUUAGGGGGCUAAGGGUAAAGUGGACUGAUUCAUUGUGUUGCAUUCAGUUCAUCUCAUAUUUCCCAUAAUGCAUCAUUUCUAGCAGACAGUAGAGAAAUAUCGCAUAUAUUCAAGUUGCAGAAAACAUAAAUAAUUAUCAAAGAAGGUUUUUAAGUGUGACUUUUAUUUUGGGGAGGGGAAGAUUUACAUUUGAUAAUUAUGGAUGUUUUGUGUGAAAUAUUUUAUCAAAACGUGCAAAUGAAUGUAUUGUGUAUGGGUUUGUAGAUAUUUGUUAUGUAAACAGAGAUUUAACAUAUUUUAUGUGUAGUAAGUGUGGAAACCAAAUAUUCGGAAAGUAUUUGGUCUUGUUAGUUUUUAAAAAUUUUAUUUGAAAUUAGUCGGAUGGAACUGUAUAUUCUGUCGAAACAGUUUUCAUUUGGUAUUAAUUUUGUAAAUGUGCAUUAAAAUGUAAAAGGGAGCUACGCUGGAUACAAAUACCUGUUACGUUUAUAUGUCAAUGUUAUGUAAAUAAUCUAUAGCCCUAUUUUUAUAUGACAGAUUACUAUUGGGUAAUCAGUGGUUUUAAAAUCAACAUAUAGGUGUCAGCCUAAGUUGGAGGAUCUGUAUUGAUUUUCAAUGUCACUGAUGACAAAAUUCUGAAUAAAGACUAUAUGAUAUGUUCAAAUAUAAA
Owenia fusiformis is the source of this 10719-nucleotide messenger RNA. Lineage: Eukaryota; Metazoa; Annelida; Polychaeta; Sabellida; Oweniidae. The record is from the annotation of a GenBank genome assembly.